CGAGAUUGAAGAGGUGCCUCGGCACGCCUCCUCCAGGGAGGGGGACGCGCGAAUAAAUCCAGUCGAUAAGGUGUCCAGCAAUGAGGAACAAAGGGAAGAUAUACAAAUGGGAGACUCGCACCCGACCACCGCUCAUCUACCUGCGACUGCUACUGGUACCACAGCGACUUCGAAAGCGGACACCUGCCAGCGCAACUGGACCGACGAAGAUGAAAUUGAAAGACUUGUUUGCACCGAGAGAAGAAGAGCCGUCUUUCUCCCUCCUCGGCCAUCUCGAUCUCGAUUUGGAGCUCGAGGACGAUGUACUCGGUUGUUCAUCCGUCCCCACCACAGCACUACCCUCCACGCUUGUAACCACAUCAAGUUCAGAACCGUUCUCCAGCUCAAAUUGGAACCAGGAGGUAAAAAGGCUUGGACGCGAAGGGAGCGCUGUCAUCACUCCAGACUCUACCCGGCGACUUCUCUUUCCCCUUGUCGAAUCAUUACCCUACUCCAAUUCUGGUGCACGAAUCUCAAUCUCAAAACAGGCGCGUACACACGCGAGAAGUGAUACUUGGUCCGUCGUCUUUCCACGUUCCCAAGUAAAUGUUGGCACUCCACAAGACCAGAGUAAUCCACCUCCACUCUCUGGCACAGGGCGGAAAUUCGAGAGGUCCCCUGACACUACGGAACAGUUUAUACGCGAGGCAUGGGAAAGGGAUAAGAGCGAGAUGACGAGCGCGUGGAAAAAGGCAUGGAAAGAAGCGAAGGGGAGGAAGAGGGGAUGUGCUGCCGCUGAUGGAAUGGACGUGUAGUGAGGAUCAUCUAUAGGCUCUGUUGAUGUCACUCCCCACAUUCCAUGAACACCGUGGCAUAUGACCCGUUUCCCGCGGGUAAGCUGAUAUAUAUUUUUG
Molecule: messenger RNA, 893 nt
Organism: Pisolithus orientalis
Lineage: Eukaryota; Fungi; Basidiomycota; Agaricomycetes; Boletales; Pisolithaceae
Exons: 2
Coding region: 81-794 (237 amino acids)
Source: RefSeq, a predicted model, not a curated record